AUGAAGGGGAAGCAAGUUCAAGUUCAUCAUCAUCAAGAUCUGCAUGCAGGAGAUCUUCAUCAUCACCACAUGAAAGAUGUAAAUAUUCCAAUCUCAGAUGGGUUUGGUGGUGGUGGUGCCAUGGAGGAACUGGAAGAUCAGGAGGAUAAUUUGGGUGUGGACCCUAGUGAGAUGUGGCUUGAUGACAAUGACCAAGAAACUGCUCUCCUUGCUGAUGUCAAUGACCCUUCCAUCUUCUACAAUGACCACUUCCCUCCUCUCCCUGAUUUCCCAUGCAUGUCAUCUUCUUCCUCCUCAUCUUCAACCCCUGCACCGGUCAAGUCGGUCACUUCAUCUUCCACCUCGUCCUCGGUCUCCUCGUCCUCCUCCGCGGCCUCCUGGGCCAUCUUGAGAUCGGACGCGGAGGAAGAUGGGGAGAGAAGGCAGCAGCACCACCAUAACAGUUACAACCACCGCCACCAGUACUCACAGGCUGAUGAUAAGGCGGUUGAUGCGCAUGCCUUGUCCUCCACCGCCUCGAUGGAGAUCUCUCAGCCUUCGGAUCUCGGCAGGGAAGGCGGAGCCAUGGAUUGCAUGGGUGCGAUGGAGACUUUUGGGUACAUGGAUCUGUUCGAGUCCAAUGAGUUUUUUGACCCCUCCUCCAUUUUCCAAAGUGACAGCCUUUUGAUGGAGCAGUUUCAACAAGAUGACGACCACCAGCAAUUACUAGCGCCCCCCCAAUUACAAGACCCUAAUGAAGCCACUGCAAUUAUUUCUCAACAACAACAAGAACAAGAAGUUGCAGUUCGUGAUGAGGAGAAUAACAAGAAGGAUGAUCAGAAAGAGAACAAGGAGCCGGACGACAUGGCCAUGGUGUUCUUGGAGUGGCUGAGGUCAAACAGAGAGACCGUCUCCGCUGAAGACUUGAGAAGUGUGAAGAUCAAGAAGUCGACAAUCGAGUGCGCGGCCAGGCGGUUGGGCGGAGGUAAAGAGGCCAUGAAGCAGUUGCUUAAACUUGUGCUUGAGUGGGUUCAGACCAACCAUCUCCAGAAGAGGCGCGGUAAUAGUCUUACCACCAAAGACGCCGAUAUUGUUGCCCAACAACAACAGUACCAAGACCCUUUUCAAAACCCUAACCCUAACACAAGCCCUAGAGUUCUUGAAUCAAAUCCUUCUUGUAGUUUCACCCAAACUCCUUGGAUGGCACCUCCGCCACAUGCAGCCUAUGAUCACGCCGGGGGAAUCCUUGUCCCCACUCCGCCUCCGCCGCCCCCUCCGGCAGCUUACCCUUCAAUGAUGGGGUACAUAGCGCCUGACCAGUAUGUUAACGGGCCAGGUCCAUACCAACCAUCACCGGAAUAUCAUCACAUGAUUGACUCUGGGCAAUCUACCUGGCCGUCGUCUCCGUUCGGCAUGGGAACGGCCCAUUACGGGUCGUUCCCGGACAAUAACAUUCACCUAGCCCCUCCUCCACAGCAUCAUCCCCAGGCUUUUGCCGGGUAUGGAAGUCAAUACCAGCCUUACCAGUAUUUUCCAUUGAAUGGUGAGCAUCAAUUGAUGAGGUUAGGGUCUUCAGUUACGAAAGAGGCGAGGAAGAAGAGGAUGGCGAGGCAGAGACGACUUGUGUCACACCAUAGGCAUGGACAUCAGCACCUUAAUGUUCAAAUGUCGGAUCAUCUUCUUCAUCAGCAGCACACAAGGCUUGUUGGGAACGCAGGCGAUCUGAAUUGCGCUAAUUCUGUGCCGCUACAAGCCAAUCCGGGCAACUGGUUUUACUGGCCCACUGCUACUGCGGCCCCGUCCCCAUCCCCGGCCAUGAUGCCUAGCAUUACACAAGAGGCUGCACCGCCUCCUCCAGUGCAGCAGAUGGAUCGGCCGGCUAGUACUCAAGCACAGAAUUACAAUCAGGGGCGUAGUGCUGCACAGGAAAGGCAGGAGAGGCGCCAGGGAUGGAAAUCUGAGAAGAAUUUGAAGUUUCUUCUGCAGAAGGUGUUGAAGCAGAGCGAUGUGGGUAGUCUUGGAAGGAUUGUGUUACCAAAAAAGGAAGCAGAAACCCAUCUUCCAGAACUGGAGGCAAGAGACGGGAUUUCCAUCCCAAUGGAAGACAUUGGGACUUCUCACGUGUGGAACAUGCGCUACAGUUUCAGGUACUGGCCCAACAAUAAAAGCAGGAUGUAUCUCCUAGAAAACACAGGAGAUUUUGUGAGAGCCAAUGGACUCCAAGAAGGGGACUUCAUAGUCAUCUACUCAGACGUGAAAUGUAACAAAUAUAUGAUACGAGGAGUGAAGGUACGGCAAGCCGGGCCAAAAUCAGAGGGCAACAAAAGGCCAGGAAAGUCGCAAAGGAACCAGCAUGCAAGCACUCCAGCUGGCACUAAUGGUUCGUCACCUUCCUCAGUCUCAGCCUCAGCCUCAGCCACACACAAGAAACAGUAA
Molecule: messenger RNA, 2415 nt
Organism: Prunus armeniaca (apricot)
Lineage: Eukaryota; Viridiplantae; Streptophyta; Magnoliopsida; Rosales; Rosaceae
Source: the annotation of a GenBank genome assembly